GCAUCCUACAUUCCCACCUAUUCCACUCUUUUUUACGCAAUUCCAAAUCAUUUCCUUUUCUCUCUUCCUCCAUAUUAAUUAAACAGGAGGUCAGAAAAUAAAAAUAAAGAUUAUAGCAACGCAAUGAAGAUCGUCCGUAAAGAUUACAUUCACGGCGGACCUGGCAGCGUCAAGAUGAUUCCAGACGAAGCAGAUGAUUUGUGGAUUGCUUACAAUUUGAUUGCUGAAGGUGAUUCUGUUCUAGCUGUCACUGUUAGGAAAGUAUUGAGAGAGGCAACUUCUGGAAGGAGGGAUGCAGAGCGAGUUAAACUUCGGCUGGAAAUCAAAGUAGAGGCAGUGGAUUAUGAAAAAGAAGGCUCCAUCUUACGUUUACGAGGAACAAACAUUUUGGAAAAUGAGCAUGUUAAGAUAGGCGCAUUUCAUACGUUGGAACUUGAGCUUCAUCGACCCUUUGUGCUAAGAAAGGAUGUCUGGGACUCCUUGGCAUUGGAUAUGCUCCGUCAAGCAGCAGAUCCUGCUGCCAGUGCUGAUCUAGUAGUGAUAAUAAUGCAAGAGGGACUUGCACACAUACUUUUGGUUGGUAAAAGUGUAACCAUCACCCGUGCUCGAAUAGAAGUUUCAAUUCCUCGGAAACAUGGUCCUGCUAUUGCUGGAUAUGAAUCUGCCUUAAAUAAGUUUUUCGAGAAUGUUAUGCAGGCUUUCCUGAAACAUGUGGAUUUCAAUGUCGUCCGCUGUGCUGUCAUUGCAAGUCCUGGAUUUACGAAGGAUCAGUUUCACCGUCACCUGUUGCUGGAAGCUGAAAGAAGACAGAUGAGAUCUAUUAUAGAGAACAAGUCGCGCAUAGUUCUGGUGCAUACUACUUCAGGAUACAAGCAUAGCUUGAGGGAGGUUCUGGAUGCACCAAACGUAAUGAGUAUGAUAAAGGAUACGAAGGCAGCGCAAGAGGUCCGUGCCCUCGAGGAGUUCUUCAACAUGCUAUCAAAUGAUUCAGCUCGUGCAUGCUAUGGUCCUAAACAUGUAGAAGUUGCUCAUGAGAGAAUGGCUGUCCAAACACUACUUAUCACAGAUGAACUAUUCAGGAGUGCUGAUGUAGCAACACGGAAAAAAUAUAUCAACUUGGUUGACUCAGUCAAAGGUUCUGGAGGAAGCGCGUAUAUAUUCUCGUCCAUGCAUGUGUCAGGGGAGCAAUUGGCGCAGCUGACUGGCAUUGCUGCUAUCCUUCGCUUCCCACUCCCUGAUCUUGAUGACAUUGAAAUGUGAUGGAACUACUUUCAACAAUGGGAGAAGCAUUGUGUACAACAGUAUCUAGUGGACAAUCUAUUGCUUAAAAUUGUAUAUCCCUGCUUUCUUACCAAUUCCUUGUUCUUCAGAGGCUUAAAGUUGCGGUAUAUGACUCAUUUUUGCUUAUUGUUGGACAGUUUUAUUGCUUAAAAUUGUAUAUCCUUGCUUUGUUACCAAAUCCUUGUUCUUCAGAGGCUUAUAGUUUCCAUAUAUGACUCAUUUUGCUCUUUGUCAAUGUUAAAAAGUAAUUGUAUUAAGAUAGAUUUACUUUAUUGUAACAUACCCUGUAACAUUAUACAUUCUAUAAUUAAAUAAUUUUUUUUUUU
Beta vulgaris subsp. vulgaris (sugar beet) is the source of this 1607-nucleotide messenger RNA. Its product is annotated as protein PELOTA 1. NCBI's taxonomy places the organism in Eukaryota, Viridiplantae, Streptophyta, Magnoliopsida, Caryophyllales, Amaranthaceae. The record is from RefSeq and is a predicted model, not a curated record. The transcript has 16 exons. Gene Ontology annotation, biological process: nuclear-transcribed mRNA catabolic process, no-go decay; nuclear-transcribed mRNA catabolic process, non-stop decay; nonfunctional rRNA decay. Bases 124 to 1260 code for a protein of 378 amino acids. Gene Ontology annotation, cellular component: cytoplasm.